CAUUGUAAUAAAAUUAACUGCUAAUAUAUCAUUUCUACCUUUGGAAUCCCUUGUACUAUUUGUAAGCAAAACAGUCUUAUUUAUCUAUGGCCGACUGUUCUGGAUUGCAGUAAAAGUGGUUGGGAAGGCCACCUCCAGAGAAGUGCAAGAGGAUGUGUGCUAUUAUUUAUAUGGCCACAGUUUUUGGAAGAGAAACUCCUUGUGCCCUGGGAGAUGACAGAAAAUUACCUACUCCUGGAUGGGAACCUGGUUGAAGGGAUUUCUAGCUCAAGUGCUGUGGGCUGUAAUUCACUAAAAACACAAAUUUGAGGAACCAGUAGAUAACAACCCCCAUCAAUGUGAUGGUCUUGUGUGAACCUGAGUCAAUUCAACAAUUCAAUUCAAUUUAACCAACAUUUAUUAAGAGCAUUUAUUAAUUAUUAGGCACUCUGCUCUGCAACGGAAUCUCCCAGAAGUCACUGAGUCAGUCAAGAGCCUUGUUGAAGGCAAAUUAUCUAACCUACUCAGUACAGAUCUGGUUUAUUUCCUGCCCUGUGUCUAUUCACUUCUCCAUCACUUUCAGGAACUAGAAAGAUGCACUGGGAUGGGCAGGUACUUGAUUGGGAAAGCCGAAGGACAUUACAUUAGGGUAGUGCCACGUCAGGUUGAAUAAGCAAAGAUGCAGCCAGGCAGGGCAGCAGGUAGGUCCUGGCAGCCAAACUGAUCUGGACACUGGGGUAGUCUGGUGGCAGCCAGCAGGGAGUGGGGGUCACAGGGAAAGGAAUCCAGGUCCUGGGGAAGAAGGGGAUUAGGCACCAAAGCAGUGACUUCAGGCUCACAAACAAGACAAGAAUACAGUUAACAAGGCGGAGCGGCUUAAUUACAACGAACAACGUAGGGGUCUAGUUACUAGAACUGAAGUACAAGCUCAGCAAACAGCAGAUCUGAUUUGAUUGGUGCAAAGCCCUCACCUAUGAAUCAAUUCAAUUCCACAAAUAUUUAUUAAAUACCGACCAUGAACUGUACUAGGUGUUGGGCAUACAAAGAUGAAAUAUGUCAGUUUCUGUCCUCAGAACUUACAAUCUAAGAAGGAUGAUAAGACACGUACACAAAUAAAUGAUAUAAAAUACCAAAAGGCAGUGUUUAAACAAAGCAAAUUUGUGGUGGGAAUGAUCAUUUUCAGCUGGGGAAAUCAGACUCAGAGGAGCUGGGCCAUGAAAGACCUUUCCCUAACUUAGAGGCUGGACCAAUCCAGAAUCUCAGGACACUAGUCUAAGUCUAGUUGUCAGAUCCCUGAUCCCAGAGCCCAGCACAGGUCAAGGAUUAAAUGAUUCUAGUCAUGGGGACUAAAGGAAUAGAGGGGCAGAGAGUCAAGCCAUCUCUCAACACCCCUCCCUAGAUACACAGUCCUCCUGUGGAGGCAGCUCUCUCUCCUUUUCCAGGUAUAAGGGUGAGGACACAAUCCCAAUCCUAGGCUUGGGGUACCCUCAGGAGGUCAACUAGAACACAGAAAUGGUGGGGGUGAAAGUAGGAACUACUUUGUCUAUAGAUGAUCUCUGAUUUUUAUCAGCAGUGAGAACAUAAGAUGAAAACCCACAGACAUUACACAAUUGACUACUGUCAUCUUGUUUCCUGGGGUUGGCUGUCCAGCCUCCAGUUAGCUCUGUUGUUUUAAUAGUGUGCAGUCCUGUGCUGGUCACUGAAGGUAACAAGAUGAGGGAUGUGAGAUUCUGAAGUGACCUUCCAUUCUCUGAGAGCAGUGGGAUCUUGUGAGGACCCAAACCAUCAUCUUCCCAACUCUCCAAGACUUUGAAGGAGUACAAUGCAAGAAAUUCAAUGCAACCUGAGCUCAUCCCCUACCUUGUCAGCCUUCCUGGCCCCAGUGCUGGCUUUGGAGUGUAUCGUGGGGCUAGCGGGGAAUGGCUUUGCAUUCUUCAUCUUCUGCUUCCACAUACGACCUUGGAGGUCUAACACCAUUUUUCUCCUGUGCCUAGUCAUUGCUGAUUUCCUCCUGACUAUCAACUUACCCUUUCGAGUGGAUUAUUAUGUCCAUGGCCAGACUUGGAAUUUUGGGCUUGGUGCCUGCAAGGCUAACCUCUUCAUGCUGUCCACCAACCGUACAGCCAGCAUUGUCUUCCUCACUGCUAUUGCAUUCAAUCGAUAUCUGAAGGUGGUAUGGCCCCACCACAGACUGAGCCAGGCAUCUGCAGGGUCAGCAGCCCAGGCAUCUGUGGGGCUGUGGGUGCUCAUCCUAUUUAUGAAUGUGCCCCUACUCCUCAACAAUCCCCAGCCCCUCUACUCCCAUGCCUCUUGCCUCAGCUUUACAACAAACACUGAAGACUCUAUUGCCCAGCGCUGGCACCAUAUACUCUAUGGGCUGGAAUUCUUUCUGCCACUGGGAAUCAUCCUUUUCUGUAUCUUCAGCAUCAUCUUCACUAUCAGACAACGGAACUUGGGCAAGCAAGCAGGGGCACGACGGGGGAUGCUUGUCCUGGGAGUAGUUGCUGCCGUCUACUUUUUCUGCUUCUUGCCCAGCAUUGUCUUUGCGAUAGCUUCUGCUCUAGCUAUGCGAUUCAAGGACUGCCAUGCCCUCAACAUCUGUACAGAGCUGUUCCAUGGAGCACUGGCCUUCACCUACCUCAACAGCACUCUUGAUCCUGUGCUCUACUGUUUUUCCAGCCCCAACUUUCUCCACCAGAGCAAGAUGCUGCUCUGUAGGGGGGACCAGUCAGCUGAAAUAAAUCAUGAGCAAAAAGGUGAUGAUGGCAGCUCUUUCAAUCCAACCAGGCAGAUGGAUUCAAGGAGAGUGGGUGCAGAAACUCUGCAGGAUUAGGUCCAGAUAUUGGUCUCUAGGUGAGGAACCAAGCAGCCCUUUGCCCUACUCUCCCUGGUUUUAUCUAUCAUUGGGAAAACAUCUGAGAACCUUAGGUAAAUGGUUUUGAUUACUCUGGUCAUUAAGCUCCAUCACACAAAUUUUGGUGGAUGGGAAUAGAACCUGCCUUGUAAACUCCCUCUGUCCCAUUCAACCCUCAGUCUUUAAGAUGUUCAAAAAGAGAGGACUGGCUGGUUAUGGCUGGGAAGGGAUGGGUUUCUUGGGUGAUAUGGUAAGACUUCUCCAGGUCCCAAUCUCAAACCAGUGGUGGGAGGGCUUGGAAGGGCCUCGGAGAUGGAUCAUGCGUGGUUGUUUCAAAGCUAAGUCCAGCCAUAGCUGUUACUAGUUCUCCUGUUCUGCCUUAAUAAACCAAAACUCACAGAAGGAACAUCUAAGCUGGUGUCUGUGUUUAUCUCCAUGAGCUUGGCUGCAGUACUGCAUCACUGAAAUUGGGAUAAAAAUAUAUGGGAAACAUUCAUGGGGUAAAUGUGUCAGGGUGGGGAUAGGUUGGGGGUAGAUGUGAUUGAUGGUACAAAGACCCUUCCCUUGGAAUGUGUGUCUGGGUGUCAAGUGGAGUAUCCAUGUGUAGGUCAAAAUCCUAGGUUGAGCCCUGCCAUGCAUGCUUUAAGACUGACCUCUCCCUCACCCCCAUCCCCACCCAAGGACUAUACGGAACUGGUGUGUAAAUCAUUCCUUCCUUUUUCCACCUAAACCCACCCCCAAAAGAAAAUGACAUCUGAUCUUUAGGGCAGGGAUGCUUUAAAUGGCACCACCUCUAAAUUCCAUAAGGUCUAGCUUAGCUAGAAUCCUAUCUCUGCUAGGAUCCCAAGAGGAAGUUGCAGGAGGUUGUGAUAGCCUCUUGGACAGCAUCCUCAGAGGUCAAGGAAGUCUCCAAACCUCCCUUUCUCCCCUCAGUAACUCCCUGGGGAUCUAUUCUCUAUGAAUUUAUCUGAACCUUUCAGGAGUUUAGGUGUAUGCCUAGGCUGGGUUCACCUUCAGUGGAACAAGUCCAAUCAAAGUCAUUGCCCAUCCCUGGGUGAGACAGGUUGAUUUAAGGCAACCUGGAUCCAACCCCUAGAAACCCCUCCUUCUAGUGUCCAGUUGGGGAAACAGUCUGUUCUGCUAUCUCCUGUGUGAUUUUAUCCACUUUGAUAUUCACUCCAGACCUUGUUCUUCCUCAGGCAGGUAUUCUUUACCUAUUUGCUUGUCUUAGACCCCUUGGGUAGUCUGGUAAGGCCUUCGAAUCCUUUCUCAGAAUGCUUUAAAAUGCAAUAUAUAUACAUGUGAAACAAGUUCAUGGACCUCAGAUUAAGAACCCCUGUUCUACAGCAACAAAACCACUGUUUAUUGUUUUCCCCUACACAUUCCCAUCCUUUUGAAAUAAAUUUUAGAGCUGGAAGGAUCUUUCCAAAUCGAUAGUCCAAGCUUCUUACUUUUACCAAGCCAAAAAUGUAAAAGCCCUCGGGGCUUUAUCUCACUCUCACCUUCAUUUUCCUUUUUCGAAAACUCUUACAAACUAGAUAACAGCAGAAAUCCACAGAAAGCCUCCUCUAAAAUAGGGAAUGAUGAAUUUUCAAUAUGCCUCUCUCCUAGUUCCUGCCUCUUCCUUUCCUCUUCUUUUCCCCUAUCUCUCAUCCCAUCCUACCUUCACUCCAUAUUUCUUGCUUCCUAGAGGUACUGAUCCUGGUUGGGAAAGAGGGAUUAGAGAGUAUUCUUCAUUUCUCUUAACUGUUUUCCCUUCUUCACUCCCUAUCUUCACUUACAAAGUCCAAGGAAAAUGAAGGGAGGAUCACAACUCCAGCCCAGCUCUGAACUCAGCUUGAAGUUUCAAAUCUCCAAAUAGAAAUCCCACUAAGAGCACUAUCUGGAUAUGUACAGACAUCACACUUGUUUCCUUCCCUAUCACGGCAGCUUCUCCUAGGAGUAGUUUGGGGCCAAAAGAAAAACGAUCUAGAACCUAAGGAGAUUCUCCUUAGUUACAACUUGGGGAUUCUGAGGCCUAGGGAACGAUGAGGAACACUGUUCCUUCAGACCUAAUCCCUUGCCGUCAUUAAAGUUCAAUCAAUCAGAACACCUUCAUGAGUGGGUGAAACAAAUUCUGAUCAGGUUUUUCAUCCAGGGGGUGGUUUUGAUUCAGUUGUAUAAAGUAAAUGCACAAUAUGACUCCUGAGGCUUAACUACUGGAAAGCAGGGCUUUUCUCUUCCUUUUUUUUUCAGAGAUGCUCACAAAACUAACUAGAGGUAGCCAAGGCACUGCAGUACAAAGAAUCCUGGCUUUGGAGUCAGAAGACCUCAGUUUGAAUCCCGCUCUACCACUGAUUGACAGUGUGACUAUGAAUGAGUGACUUACCCUCUCUGAGUCUGUUACCUUGUCUAUAAUGCCUGGUUUGGGUUAGUGCUUACAGCUGCAACACAAGCAUUAGGGAUAGCAGGGCAGUGAGUCAAGUUGAGUUCUGUGAGAUGAUCAAGGACAAAGCUGCUUGGCUGGGAGGAUGGACAGCAGAGUUGGGGAAAGGGCCCCUUUGAACACCUACACAACCUCCAAUCAUAUCAGAUGCUCAGUGUACAAUAUUUAACCACAAAAUGAGGUGACUUCUCCCUACCUAUCCAGUCCUAACAGAGGUUAGUCCUAUACAACUAAAAAAGUAAUGCUUCUUUGGGGCUCAUAGAACCGAGGAGUUGGAAGGGGCUUUACAGGCCCUUCAAGACCGACCUAUCAUCUAGUACCUGAAUCCCUUUUUUAGCAUCUCUUAACCUAGCCUCCACCUGAACUUAGCAUAAUGGGGCACCUUACAAGAAAGAAAAACAUGCCCAAU
Messenger RNA from Vombatus ursinus (common wombat), 5667 nucleotides. It is a transcript of the gene OXER1, whose product is annotated as oxoeicosanoid receptor 1. The coding region runs from base 1802 to 2812 and encodes 336 amino acids. The record is from RefSeq and is a predicted model, not a curated record. Lineage: Eukaryota; Metazoa; Chordata; Mammalia; Diprotodontia; Vombatidae. Gene Ontology annotation, cellular component: membrane. The transcript has a single exon. Gene Ontology annotation, molecular function: G protein-coupled receptor activity. Gene Ontology annotation, biological process: G protein-coupled receptor signaling pathway.